UACAUAUUUCUGAUAUGCUGAGCAGGGUAAGAGGGGACCUGAGGGAGACAAGGGUGAAGCCGGACCAAAAGGUGACAAAGGGAGUAAAGGAGACCCAGGGAUACAGGGUUCUCAGGGCGAACAGGGACCAACUGGUUUUCCAGGUUUUCCAGGGGUCAAAGGUCAGCCCGGUCCGAGAGGGAUACAGGGAGAAGAUGGAGAUGUGGGUCCACAAGGCAAAUCAGGAAAGGAGGGGCCGAAGGGCAACAAGGGACCGGAGGGUCAUCAAGGAAUGCCAGGACCAAGGGGACCAAUGGGUCGUACAGGACAAAGAGGUCACGCUGGAAUGCCUGGAUCUCCGGGAUUUCCAGGUCCUCAAGGAGGAAUCGGGGCUGAAGGAAAGCCUGGGACUUCAAGGCGCUACUGGUAACCCAGGGGAAAAAGGACUAACGGGCUUCCAUGGCAUCGCUGGGGAGCCUGGUAUGGAUGGACCAACAGGACAUCCUGGUCCACCUGGACGAGAAGGAUCCAUGGGCAGUCCAGGUCCGCCAGGAGAGAAGGGUUUCUCUGGAAAGCCAGGAAGAGUGGGACCUCAGGGUCCUGUUGGCAUGUAUGUAAGUGAUGCUUCUGCAGGGGUUUCCGAGGAAGUGGGGCUUUUCAAUAAACAAUGUUUGGAUGUAAGACAAAGCAAAGUGGGAAUUGUAGCCCUCUGCGUUUUCUACUCAUAUUAAUUAUCAUGCAUGUCUAUAGUCAUCGAGAAAUGAACUUUGUUGUCAGGUUUAUUAGGUAUAUCUGCUUGUUAAUUCAAAUAGCCUUCAGUUUUUAACAGAAAAUAUGC
Ictalurus furcatus (blue catfish) is the source of this 817-nucleotide messenger RNA. Its product is annotated as collagen alpha-1(IV) chain-like. Lineage: Eukaryota; Metazoa; Chordata; Actinopteri; Siluriformes; Ictaluridae. The record is from RefSeq and is a predicted model, not a curated record. The transcript has 10 exons. Bases 15 to 710 code for a protein of 231 amino acids.